GGGCCGCGCGGCGGAGUUUAUAAUGCCUCUCCGACGGCGCGGCAGCGAGUGGGAGCGAGCGAGCAGCCUGCUGACAGUCCGCCGCGAUGGGAGGCAAGAAAGUUUGCAUCGUGGGCUCCGGCAACUGGGGUUCGGCUAUUGCCAAGAUUGUGGGCAGCAAUGCAGCCAAGCUGGACAAGUUUGACACCACAGUCAACAUGUGGGUGUUUGAGGAGGAAAUUGGUGGCAAGAAACUCACGGAGAUCAUCAACACACAGCAUGAGAACGUCAAGUACUUGCCAGGCCACAAGCUGCCCCCCAAUGUGGUGGCAGUGCCAGAUGUGGUGAAGGCUUCAGCUGAUGCAGACAUCCUUAUCUUUGUAGUGCCGCAUCAAUUUAUUGGGAAGCUCUGUGACCAACUGAAAGGCCAUAUCAAGAAGGACGCGAUUGGGGUCUCGCUCAUCAAGGGUGUGGAUGAAGGACCCGAUGGUCUGAAGCUGAUAUCGGACAUCAUCCGCGAGCAGCUUGGCAUCGAAAUGAGUGUGCUUAUGGGGGCCAACAUCGCCAACGAGGUGGCCGACGAGAAGUUCUGCGAGACCACCAUUGGCUGCAAGAACCUAGAGCACGGACAGAUCCUGAAGGAGCUGAUGCAGACGCCGUGUUUCCGAAUCAGUGUGGUGCAAGAAUCGGACACCGUAGAAAUCUGUGGUGCCCUCAAGAACAUUGUGGCUGUCGGGGCUGGUUUCUGCGACGGGUUGGGCUUUGGAGACAACACCAAGGCAGCGGUAAUCCGCCUGGGCCUGAUGGAGAUGAUCGACUUUGCCAAAAUCUUCUGCAAGGGCUCCGUCAGUUCUGCCACGUUCCUGGAGAGCUGUGGGGUUGCCGACCUCAUCACCACCUGCUAUGGGGGCCGUAACCGAAAAGUGGCAGAGGCUUUUGCCAAGACCGGCAAGUCUAUCGAGCAACUAGAGAAGGAGAUGCUCAAUGGGCAGAAGCUGCAGGGCCCUCAGACAUCAGCAGAGCUGAACCACAUCCUCAAGAGCAAGAAUCUGGUCGACAAAUUCCCUCUUUUCACUGCUGUCUACGAGAUCUGCUACACUGGCAAACCUGUCUCCGACUUCAUCAAGUGCCUGCAAAACCAUCCUCAGCACUUUUGAUGGGCUUCCAGUCUCGCUCCUACAAAGAAAGGGGUUUGGGAGGACUUCCUGUUUCCCCACUGCCAUCCCAACACGAGAAGAGGGACCCAACACAGAGCACAGGGCAAACAAGGGAGGACUCAUCAAAGAAUCAUAGAAUAGUGGAGUUGGAAGGGACACUAAGAGUCAUCUCAAUGCAGGAAACACAGCUACAUAAUCCCAGACAGAUGGCCGUCCAACCUCUGUUUAAAAACCUCCAGUGAAGGAGAGUCCACCACCUUUUGAGGUGGUCCGUCCCACUGUCAAAACAACUCUAACCACCAUGGAGGUACUGGAUCAACUCUUUUGCCAGGGAGUUUCUGCCAUUUACCAAUCUCACCUUAAAUGGACAAAAGUUGCCUAUGUUGAGUCAGUCUCUUGUUUUGCUCUUCUUAGAUUCCAGAGCAUCCAACUUCUCGGCACACACAGCAGGCAAAGCUUUGGCUUUUAUCUUUUCUCUUGAGGAGAGAGAGAAUUUCUUCUGCCUUUUCUCUGUCACAUUUCUCCGACUUGAUUUUGACUUCUCUGGGUUCAGGCUUGAACCCUGCCGGUUUUGACUGCCUUAAGGGCUUGUUGAAAGUCAGUAAUUGGGAGAAGGGACAGGAAGCAAAUUCCGAUUACAGGUAAACCACCAUUUAUGCACGUUCAAUAUGUGUGUGGCUGUGCAUACAUGCAUCACUUCAAACCCAGAAGUUACCUGAAAACAAUCACGAAAAGGGGACGAACAGGGUGUUUGCAGGCUUCUUCAAAUAUACGCAAUUUCACUUAAAUGAACGGUGCCUCGGAACGUAACCCCUGCGUAAAUGGGGGGUUGCCUGUAUUAUUAUUUUUUACUCCAUGCCUGGAACGCAAGGAACCCCAGGCAUGAUUUAAAAAUAGCUGCUAGGGUUCUCUCCCCAGACAAGGCUUGACCUCAGCAUCCCUGGUAUCCAUGGGAAUGGGAACUGUAGCCCUGAAUGUGAAUAUUUGUCUUUUUGAAAAACAAAUAUUAAAGUGAGAAACAAGAAAUAAUA
Podarcis muralis (Common wall lizard) is the source of this 2167-nucleotide messenger RNA. It is a transcript of the gene GPD1, whose product is annotated as glycerol-3-phosphate dehydrogenase 1. Gene Ontology annotation, biological process: carbohydrate metabolic process; glycerol-3-phosphate catabolic process. Lineage: Eukaryota; Metazoa; Chordata; Lepidosauria; Squamata; Lacertidae. The record is from RefSeq and is a predicted model, not a curated record. Gene Ontology annotation, molecular function: protein homodimerization activity; glycerol-3-phosphate dehydrogenase [NAD(P)+] activity; NAD binding. Gene Ontology annotation, cellular component: cytosol.